UUCCUUCUGCAGCAAGGCUGCUACUGAUUUGUACCAAUUUUAAUGUUUAGACCGAGAGCCUUAAACUUCUAGCACUUGCAGUUUUAGUUGAUGCACCCCAUAGUUUAUCAGUCUUUCAUCAAUCAGUAGUUAGGUCAGGUUGUUUCAGUAAAGUGUUCCUGAAGUCCUUUUUGUUUUGUAUUGUUUGCACUUUUUGUUUUCUCCAGUAAUUAUUAGGUCAUGUUGUUUUAUUUUGGAGAGGUGUUCUAUUUGCCCUUAUCUUUUGCCGAAGUGGGUCUUUAUUUUUUGAAUUUUUCGUUGGUUGUCCACUUGCUGUGAGACUGUUCAUGAAUCUUUGGAGGGUUGUGCACUCAAUGCGACACCAGGAGUUAUGUUAUAUAGACAAUUUGGAUUGCGCAGGUAGUUGGAGCAAUGUUCAAGCAUGGAUUUGAAAUUCCCGGGGAUGCUUUCUCAUCCUAAAGCACCCUGGAUUAUUGUACUGCGCCUUCUUUUUCAUGCCGAGGCUAUGUCCAUUCGCUUCAGCUAAUCAUUGGAUAUGAUAUUUCACACUGGGGUAGAGAACUUUAGAGCUAGAAACAAAGCACAAGUAAGGGUUUUUUUCUCGUGUUGUUAAGGGCAGUUUAAGAUUUGUUUUCAUCCAAUAUUACUUCCUUUGCCAAAUUGGACACUUAAGUGCUGUUUAAAGAUUCCAAAACUUAUAAGGGCUCAUGUUGUCUCGAAGCAGGAUGCCUACAGGCACUCAUGUUUAGGGGCCUGGAAGUGAUUUCAGCUGAAAUGCAUUCCUCGUUAGUGCGUGGCCUCAUAUGGUCAGUUUUAUUGCUUAUGUCGUAAUUCUGGUCUUAAUUUCCAUUUUCAGCGGCAUUUACGCUUUCAUCCUCAGAUUAUUUCAGUUUAAAGAAAAAGUCUACUUACUUUUGUUUACUGUUUCAAAUUUAAUUCCAUGUAUACCCUUUACAUUUCAGUAACCAUUCCAAACUUUCGUUGCUUCAGUUAUUCAAUUGCUUCUGCACUUGAAUUUUCAUUCUGAUUCAGUCAUUCUAUUUCCAUAUUCCUUGUGCAGCAAGGCUGCUACUGAUUUUUACCAAUUUUAAUGUUUAGACUGAGAGCCUUAAACUUCUAGCACUUGCAGUUUUAGUUGAUGCACUCCAUAGUUUAUCAGUCUUUCAUCAAUCAGUAGUUAGGUCAGGUUGUUUCAGUAAAGUGUUCCUGGAGUCCUUUUUGUUUUGUUUUGUAUUGUUUGCACUUUUUGUUUUCUCCAGUAAUUAUUAGGUCAUGUUGUUUUAUUUUGGGGAGGUGUGCUAUUUGCCCUUAUCUUUGCGGACGUGGGUCUUUAUUUUUUGAAUUUUUCAUUGGUUGUGCACUUGCUGUGAGACUGCUCAUGAAUCUUUGGAGGGUUGUGCACUCAAUGCGAUACCAGGAGUUAUGUUAUAUAGACAAUUACACCACCACCACCCCCAGUUUUGCAACGUCUUUGUGGGUACUUGUUAUUUGAGUACUCCUGGGGGAACUCAGAAUGAGAGCGAUCCAAAUAAUACAACUAUAUUUGUUGGUGGUUUGGACUCUAAUGUCACUGAGGAAACCUUGAGACAAGUUUUUAGCCAAUUUGGAGAGUUAUCCCAUGUGAAAAUACCUGUAGGAAAACGCUGUGGGUUUGUUCAGUUCGAUAAUAGGACUUGUGCAGAGGAGGCUUUGCUGAUGUUAAAUGGAAGUCAAUUGGGUGGUUCAAACAUCCGACUUUCAUGGGGACGCAGUCCAUCAAAUAAACAGGAUCAAUCCGGUGGUAUGGUUCAGCAACAUGCAGAUCCAAACCAGUGGCCUGCUGCAGCUGGUAAUAUGUACGGAUACAAUGGAGGUUAUGAAGCCUAUGGAUAUGUUUCAGCUGCUCAAGAUCCUAACAUGUAUUCUUACCAAGGGUAUGGUGGUCCUGGAUAUGUGACCUGAUCAGAUAGCCAGUAUCAAUGUGGUGGGCAGACAAAAGCUAUAUUUUUUGGAGUAAAGAAGAGGUCAGGUCUCAGUAGUCUAAUGGGCGUUUCAUGUAUCCUAGUUAGAGCUCCUAUAUGCCCAUUUCCUGCUGCCUGAUGAAUGGAACUGCUAGCUGUGUAUGCUUUAUCUUGAAGAGAUUGUUAUUUUCUGGGUUAUUCGUUUUUCUUUCUGGUUUUAUGUCUGUGUAUGCUUUAUCUUUCUUGUGGUGAUGCUUGUGAGCUUCAGGCGAUGACAACAUUAUGUGACAUUAUAUCUGGUUUGAAAAGUCAAGUAUGAACUUUUCUUGUUUUUC
Molecule: messenger RNA, 2275 nt
Organism: Papaver somniferum (opium poppy)
Lineage: Eukaryota; Viridiplantae; Streptophyta; Magnoliopsida; Ranunculales; Papaveraceae
Product: polyadenylate-binding protein RBP45-like
Exons: 6
Coding region: 1423-1941 (172 amino acids)
Molecular function (GO): mRNA binding
Source: RefSeq, a predicted model, not a curated record